Syzygium oleosum is the source of this 2172-nucleotide messenger RNA. Its product is annotated as cucumisin-like. The record is from RefSeq and is a predicted model, not a curated record. Gene Ontology annotation, molecular function: serine-type endopeptidase activity. Lineage: Eukaryota; Viridiplantae; Streptophyta; Magnoliopsida; Myrtales; Myrtaceae. The transcript has 10 exons. Bases 1 to 2172 code for a protein of 723 amino acids. Gene Ontology annotation, biological process: proteolysis.
AUGGCCCCUCUUUCCAAGCUUCUCUUGAUGAGUUUCAUCAGCUGUGUUGUGUUGGUGUAUGUCGUGUACAUGGGUGGACUUCCCAAACAAGCGGACUUCUUGGCAACAUCGGUGCACACCAGCAUGCUACAAGAAGUAGUUGGCAGUCGCGCAUCUGAGUCGUUAGUUCACAGCUAUUCGAGGAGCUUCCAUGGAUUCGCUGCCAGACUCACUGAAGAUGAAAUGGCAAAAAUCGCAGGAAUGGAAGGAGUAGUGUCGGUGUUCCCAAGUGAGAGGCAUCAACUUCAAACGACGAGGUCAUGGGACUUCCUGGGCUUCUCUCAGAGCGUGCAAAGACUGCCGACUGAGAGUGACCUCAUUGUUGGAAUGCUUGAUACGGGCAUCUGGCCUGAAAGUGACAGCUUUAACGACGAAGGGUUUGGCCGUCCUCCAGCCAAAUGGAAGGGCACUUGCCAAACCUCCAACUUCACUUGCAAUAAUAAAAUCAUUGGAGCCAAAUACUACCGGCAAAACACCACAUAUUUACCGGGUGAUAUAGCUUCGCCUAGGGAUUCCAUGGGUCACGGAUCUCACACGUCGUCAAUAGCAGCCGGUGGCUCGGUGAGCGGAACAAGCCUAUUCGGCCUCGGCUCUGGGACAGCCCGAGGAGGAGUCCCUUCUGCCCGCAUCGCCGUUUACAAAGUGUGCUGGACUGAUGGCUGCUACGACGCAGACAUGCUUGCCGCGUUUGAUGACGCCAUCGCGGACGGAGUGGACAUCAUCUCCAUCUCCAUUGGCUCAAGGUUUCCCCGCGAUUACUUCACGGACUCAAUCGCAAUCGGAUCUUUCCAUGCGAUGAAGCAAGGCAUACUCACAUCAGCGGCAGCUGGGAACUCUGGCCCUAAACCGGCAUCGACCACAAACUUUUCCCCUUGGUUUCUCUCGGUCGCGGCCAGCACAAUAGAUCGAAAGUUUGUGGACGAAGUUCUGUUAGGAAAUGGAAAGUCUUAUGAGGGAGUCGCAAUCAACACUUUCGACCUCAACAACACGAUGUACCCCAUGAUAUAUGGAGGAGAUGCCCCAAAUAUUGCACAAGGAUUUAAUUCAACCCAAUCAAGGCUCUGCGCUGGGAAUUCUCUAAACAGCUCUUUGGUGAAAGGUAAGAUCGUGUUGUGUGAUUCCCUCAAUUCCGGCGAUGCCACUUUAACGGCGGGCGCUGCCGGCUCAAUAAUGCAAGGCUUGGGAGUCAUGGACUUUGCGUUGACCUUCCCGGUGCCUGCCUCCUUGUUGAACGCAGCAGAUGGAAGUGAAGUUUCUGACUACAUGAACUCAACUAGAAAUUCUACAGCAACCAUAUUUAAGAGCACACAGAUCACAGAUUCGUUGGCUCCGGCGGUUGUUUCGUUCUCCUCAAGAGGCCCAAGCCCAAUUGCCAGGGACAUUCUCAAGCCUGAUCUCGCUUCCCCAGGCGUGGACAUUCUAGCAGCAUGGUCGCCGGCUUCGACCGUGACCGGGUUAUCAGGUGACCCGAGGCAUGUUUCGUACAAUAUAAUUUCUGGCACCUCCAUGGCUUGCCCCCACGCCACCGGUGCGGCCGCAUAUGUCAAAACGAUACAUCCGACGUGGUCUCCGGCAGCUAUUAAGUCAGCCCUGAUGACGACAGCUUCUCCAAUGAGUCCUCUCAAGAAUACCGAUGCCGAAUUCGCGUAUGGAGCUGGUAACAUAAACCCUUUGAAAGCAGCGAACCCGGGUUUAGUGUACGAUGCCAAGGAGGCAGAUUAUGUGCAAUUCCUGUGCGGACAAGGUUACAGCACCAGCAAUCUGAGACUCAUCACCGGCGAACAAAGCAACUGCUCAGACGUAAAAAAUGCGACCGUGUGGGACUUGAAUUUACCAACUUUUGCGGUAUCGACUCAGACCAAAGGCUCCAAUAUCACAGGAGUCUUCCACAGGACCGUCACUAACGUGGGCAAUGCGACUUCUACUUACAAGGCCACCGUGACGGCUCCUCAAGGAUUCAUCGUUCGAGUCGAACCACAAACCCUCACGUUUGAGUCUAUCCUACAGCAGCAGAGUUUCGUGGUGACCGUCGAGGCAAUCUUGGACGUGGAUAUGAUUUCAGCGUCUCUGGUGUGGGAUGACGGUCUUCAUCAAGUGAGGAGUCCAAUAGUUGCAUUUGUGGUUUCCUCCUAG